AUCCAAACAGUUAACUAACGUCCAAGUUAAAAACAGUGACGUCAUGUUUAGACCGCAACACGCUGCCUUCAGGUGCGCAUUGUAAACCUGGGUUUCAAGUUUCAAAAGUCCUAAAUAAAAACGUUUUGGCCGUUAACUUGCUUUGAUCAAACAGGAAGUGUUGUUGCUAACACUAGCACUGUUGGGUUUUUUAAUUUAUAAUUUAGCCUAUUUAUCAUUCAUUUAAGUUAUUAAUCUCAUUAUUACAUAACCCCCAAAAUUCACAAUAUUUUUCCAGUUGUGGGUGUAACAGACAGAAAAGAGUUUGUGUCCUUAUUGCAGACGCCCAAAAUGUAUUAUUUUGUGUGUCAAACACUUAAUCUUUAUUAUUAUAAUAAUUAUUGUUAUUACAAAUAAACACACACAUCUAUCAUCCACAUGUACCUGUGCACAUUCACUUCACGAAGUCACCGUUUAGCUGUAACACGCUGCCAAAGUAGAGAAAAAGAAAAAUCUAAUAAAAAUAAAUGCAAUUAAGAAAUGCAUGAAAUAAAGUAAAAGUGAAAAUGCAGUUAAAUGGAGCGCGUCAUGAAACAAAGUGUAUGUUAACGUGUGGUGAAGGACACUUCUUAGUUUUACUGCGCAUGUGUUGAAAGGUGUUGUGAUUUCCGACAGGCCCUGAACGCCUCGACAGUCAUGUGACAGUCACGUGAAAAACCCACAGAAAGACGGAAAUGCAGCUGAGCUGCAACUUGUAAAAACAGAAGAAGAAGAAUGACGACAGCGGCUCUGACUGCGGGGCUGGAGCGGAUCCCGGAUCAGCUCGGAUACCUGGUCAUCAGCGAGGACGGUGUUCUGGCCUCUGCAGGUGAGCUGGAGAACGAUGAACACACAGCCGGUGUGAUGAUGCAGAUGGUUCGAACGGCGAGUCGAUUCAGGUUACCUGGAUCAGCUGAGCCGCCCUUCAAACGCAUGUCAGUGAUUCUGGAGGAUUUCGUUUACACGGUGACAGUUUCUGGUCAGAAAGUUUUUGUGGUCAAACGUCAGAACAACCAGCAGGAACCAAUCAACGUCUAGAGACGACACACAGGAAGUGAUGUGGAGGUCAGGUGGUCUGAUGAUGAAGGUCAGAGGUCAUCAGAGCGAUCUGCAGCUGGAAGGCGGAUGUGUUUCUAACUCUGUUAAACUCAGCUCGUUUGAGUUGCAUAAAGCUUUGUACGUUUGAAUGUUGUGUGUUUAACCUGUAUGACUGUAAAUAAAGAUUUCAAACUUCA
Molecule: messenger RNA, 1253 nt
Organism: Siniperca chuatsi (mandarin fish)
Lineage: Eukaryota; Metazoa; Chordata; Actinopteri; Centrarchiformes; Sinipercidae
Gene: lamtor4
Product: late endosomal/lysosomal adaptor, MAPK and MTOR activator 4
Exons: 4
Coding region: 754-1056 (100 amino acids)
Biological process (GO): cellular response to amino acid stimulus; positive regulation of TOR signaling
Cellular component (GO): lysosome; Ragulator complex
Molecular function (GO): guanyl-nucleotide exchange factor activity
Source: RefSeq, a predicted model, not a curated record